GAAGCUUUAGCACCACGCCCUCUCCUUCCAAUCCGUCGUCGCCGCCUCUGAACAGGGCCGUGAACUGCCGCCUCUUCAUCAUCAGGGGGGCCGGCGGUGCGUAAUCGGAUGCAGUCCUCUUGCCGUUGUCUCCAUGAUCGGGAGUUGGAGGGACUGAGUACUACGGUCCGCCAUCCCAGUCCAACCCGGCAAGAGGAUAAAGUCACACAACGGCUCCACAAAUUCAAAGUACCAUCUGUCUCGCACAGAGCAAAAGCCAGAGCUGUGAGAGACCCAAACCCCACCAUGAUGAAUUCUUGCGCCAGCACUCUCUCCCUCUUGGACGCCUUGCUCUCCUCUAUGGCCGCCCUCUGCUUUACGCCCCACCGCCUUGAUGGCCACACCAUCAACGGCAGCGUCAAGACGAUCCGGAACCGUAGUGGCGAAGACUCAGUCCCUCCAACUCCCGAUCAUGGAGACGGCGGCAAGAGGACUGCAUCCGAUUACGCACCGCCAGCCCCCCUGAUGAUGAAGAAGCGGCAGUUUACGACCCUGUUCAGUGGCGGCGGCGACGACGGAUUGGACGGAGAGGGCGUGGUCCAAAAGCUUCGGUUUGAGAUUUAAAGAACACAAAAUGAAAAAUGAAAGGAAUGCGGCUGAUCUGGGAGGCAGAUUGUGUUAGCUUCAGGACAAGAGUACUCCAUCAAGUUGAAUUAUCAAGAAAACCAUUAAUCUACCAAAGGAAAAGAAAGCUUGCCCUCUUGAGUUGUAACCAGCAUUUGUUUGUUUUAAAAUGUUUGGUAAAAGUUGAUUAUAAUAUGCAGACUUUGGUGAUUUGAUGAUUCUUAGGCAGGUUUUGGUCUCUAAUCUGCAUCAAUCCCUGGCAUUUUCUUUUUCUUAAAUCUUAAGUUAUGAAAUUCCCCUCAUGCUGCUAAGCACUCAUCAGUCCAGCG
This is a messenger RNA of Malania oleifera, 932 nucleotides long. RefSeq lists its product as uncharacterized. The record is from RefSeq and is a predicted model, not a curated record. Lineage: Eukaryota; Viridiplantae; Streptophyta; Magnoliopsida; Santalales; Ximeniaceae. The transcript is spliced from 2 exons. The coding region runs from base 109 to 603 and encodes 164 amino acids.